Molecule: messenger RNA, 642 nt
Organism: Perca fluviatilis (European perch)
Lineage: Eukaryota; Metazoa; Chordata; Actinopteri; Perciformes; Percidae
Gene: sst1.2
Product: somatostatin 1, tandem duplicate 2
Exons: 4
Coding region: 124-507 (127 amino acids)
Biological process (GO): regulation of cell migration
Cellular component (GO): extracellular region
Molecular function (GO): hormone activity
Source: RefSeq, a predicted model, not a curated record
GCCGCGCCACGGGGAGGAGCUUCGGGCUACAAAAGAGCAACACACCGAGGACCAGGACCAAAGACAAGCCCAGAAGCAGAACCAAAACCAGGACCAGCAGAAGAUACCAGACCAGCAGACAGUAUGCAGUACAUCCGUUGUCCCGCCAUCUUGCUUCUCGUGGCAUUGGUCCUGUGCGGUCCAGCCGUUUCCUCACAGCCCGACAGAGACCAGGACCAGUACCAGAACCAGGACCUGGAGCUGGAGCUGCUGCACCACAGGCUGCUGCAACGAGCUCGCAGCGCCGGACUUCUGUCACAAGAGUGGAGUAAACGUGCGGUGGAGGAUCUGCUCGCUCAGAUGGGUCUGCCAGAGGCCGACACCCAGCGGGAGGCUCAGGUUGUAUCCAUGGAAAAAGGAGAAAAGGUGAACCUGGAGCGGUCCGUCGACCCACCCAACAACCUGCCCCCCCGCGAACGCAAAGCCGGCUGCAAGAACUUCUACUGGAAGGGCUUCACUUCCUGUUAAAGCCCCGCCCAGCUGACCAACCGACCAAUCCCAGAUCAUCUGGACUUCUCCGGAGCGACUGCAAGGACCAAUCAGCAGCUGUCCAGCUGCAGUGUACCUGAAUAAUUAAUGUAAUUAUCAAUUAAAAAAAAGAUA